Molecule: messenger RNA, 945 nt
Organism: Umbelopsis ramanniana AG
Lineage: Eukaryota; Fungi; Mucoromycota; Umbelopsidomycetes; Umbelopsidales; Umbelopsidaceae
Exons: 4
Coding region: 1-945 (314 amino acids)
Molecular function (GO): cysteine-type deubiquitinase activity; protein binding
Source: RefSeq, a predicted model, not a curated record
AUGAUAUACAAAAGUCAAUUAGAAUCCCUGUCGCUCGAGGUGUUGUUGUUCAUUGCAAGGCAAUUGGACUAUUUGUCUCUGGUGCGCUUGGCCGCCACCUCCAAACGUCUUUCUUGUCUUACUGAGGACGACAUGCUUUUCAAGGAAUUGCUGUUUCUGGAUUAUGGCGUCUCAUACAAAGCUCCAGACGAAACUUGGCGAAAACAAUACGAAAACAAGUGGUCAGAUACUUCAGGCAGACGUAUCUGUCCACACCUUUCCAAUGUCACCGACGAUAUCCUGUUAGAAAAAGCCGAGACGUUUAAAGCGGCGCAAGAGAACAAAGUCUAUUGUUCACGGUGCUCUAUGUCACAAUUUCCAAAUCUAUUUUUAAUCAUGGAGAAAGUCGAAAACGACGUUGUUUGCCGCCGAUGCCUCAAAGAAUACAUUGAUGAGCGACAAGCUCAAAAAUCGAACCAUGGUGUUUAUCUGGAUAUGAACACUCUUAAACUUCGAUGUUUCCUAUGUUCAAUGCGGCGAACCUCACUGGGCGAUUUUGGUAGCGACAGAUCAGAGCAGUACAAAUGCGAGGAAAUCCUGGAAGUCGUUUUGGCCGGAACGGAAAGAGGAAAAGAAAGAGUUGAUUUAAUUCUCAAGCGGAAAAGAGAGAAGGCAAUGUAUGUUGGACAACAGGAGGAAUUGGCCAGUGCUGAUUUCAAGAAUCUAGCUUAUAAUUUAAUCGAUGCACACUGGAUGGGUAGCUUUCACCUCUUUAUUUAUGGCGAAUACCCAAGCCCAGGGCGCAUCACAAAUCGAUCAUUGACGAAGCGGAAUGGUAGCGUUAUACCGGGUCUCAAAUUGUAUGGAGAAGAUGCUGCCUUGGUGACCAGGACGUUUUGGAAUUAUUUGGCAGAAGAAUACGGUGUUGAAGGCAAAUCUAUAACUGAAGGUGAGAAAAUUCGCUAA